Messenger RNA from Anguilla anguilla (European eel), 3305 nucleotides. RefSeq names its product phosphatidylinositol binding clathrin assembly protein b (gene picalmb). Lineage: Eukaryota; Metazoa; Chordata; Actinopteri; Anguilliformes; Anguillidae. The record is from RefSeq and is a predicted model, not a curated record. The transcript has 24 exons. Gene Ontology annotation, biological process: synaptic vesicle budding from presynaptic endocytic zone membrane; clathrin coat assembly; clathrin-dependent endocytosis. The coding region runs from base 528 to 2708 and encodes 726 amino acids. Gene Ontology annotation, cellular component: extrinsic component of presynaptic endocytic zone membrane; synaptic vesicle; clathrin-coated vesicle. Gene Ontology annotation, molecular function: phosphatidylinositol-4,5-bisphosphate binding; 1-phosphatidylinositol binding; SNARE binding.
GCGCUUAGAGGAGCCCUACCCGGCGCAUGCUAGCCUAGCCAGAUAUCUCACAAACCUUCAGGUCAGCGGAGGAAACAGGGCCGCCAUUUUCCUCCAAGCCUCCGGUCCAUUUAAACCCAGCAGGGGGAGGCGAAACAAGAGAGGAGAAAGAGACAGAAAGAGAGCGAGAGAGGGGGAGUGAGAGCGUGUGGUACAGGGUGAGGAAGAAGGAAAGGACCUUUAAAAAGAGGAAGAGGUGGAUAUGUGUCUACCGAGUAAGUCAGACGUUCAGUGAGAAUCUGCAUCUACACCACGGUGGUGCUUCCCUGGACUAAGGUUGUGGAUACAAUUGCCUUUUCCCUUUUAUUUGGUUCUUUUCUUUUCCGCGAGCACGUCCGCUGUUCGUAUCCCCCCUCUCUCUUCCCCGAUUUCUUUAUUUCGUGUCGGGUCGUGAAACGGUGGAAGCACAAAGAGGAGACUGCCAGCAACAUUCUGUCUGAAGUGGAAGGAUAUAUUCUGCAUUUCACUCAUUGCACAAGAAAGCGAAGAUGUCUGGGCAGAGCAUAACUGAUAGGAUAACUGCAGCUCAGCAUAGUGUAACUGGGUCUGCGAUAUCCAAAACAGUAUGCAAGGCGACCACGCACGAAAUCAUGGGUCCAAAAAAGAAACAUUUGGAUUACCUGAUCCAGUGCACCAACGAGAUGAACGUGAACAUUCCCCAGCUGGCCGACACCCUGUUCGAGAGGACCACCGGCACCAGCUGGGUGGUUGUGUUCAAGUCCCUCAUCACCACGCACCACCUGAUGGUCUAUGGAAACGAGCGCUUUGUCCAGUACUUGGCCUCGAGGAACACGCUGUUCAACCUCAGUAAUUUCCUGGACAAAAGCGGGUUGCAAGGCUACGACAUGUCGACGUUCAUCCGGAGGUACAGCCGGUACCUGAACGAGAAAGCCGUCUCGUACAGACAGGUCGCCUUCGACUUCACGAAAGUCAAACGAGGGUCGGACGGGGUCAUGAGGACCAUGAACACGGAGAAGCUGCUGAAGACCAUCCCUAUAAUCCAGAACCAGAUGGACGCUCUGCUCGAUUUCAACGUCAAUGCCAACGAGCUCACGAACGGCGUCAUCAACGCCGCCUUCAUGCUUCUGUUCAAAGACGCGAUCCGGCUGUUUGCCGCGUACAACGAAGGGAUCAUCAACCUUUUAGAAAAGUACUUUGACAUGAAGAAGAAUCAAUGCAAAGAGGGCCUCGACAUCUACAAGAAGUUCCUCACUCGCAUGACGAGAAUCUCUGAGUUCCUCAAAGUCGCAGAGCAAGUAGGCAUUGACCGUGGAGACAUACCGGACCUGUCUCAGUUCACGGUUUGCGCCCCGAGCAGUCUACUGGACGCGCUGGAGCAGCACCUGGCGUCCUUAGAAGGGAAAAAAGUCAAGGACUCCACGGCGGCAAGCAGGGCCAGCACCCUGUCCAACGCGGUGUCGUCGCUGGCGAGCACCGGCAUAUCCUUCACCAAAGUGGACGAGCGGGAAAAGCAGGCGGCCCUGGAGGAGGAGCAGGCUCGGCUCAAAGCGCUCAAGGAACAGAGGCUGAAGGAGCUCUCCAAGAAGCCUGCCACCACUGCCUCAUCGCCCGUCUCCACCAGCGGGGGCAGCAUCAGCACGGCCCCCGCCAUCGACCUGUUCUCCACACCGAGCACCUCAAACAGCUCUUCCAAGAUGCAGAGCGACCUGCUGGACCUGCAGCCGGCGUUCCAGCCCUCCACGGGGCUGCCCGCGGCCUCCACGUGGGGAGAUCCUUUCACGUCUGCCGAGGCUGUCGACGACUCCAUUCCAAACUUAAACCCUUUCCUAACCAAACCCGUUGUCGAUGCCGCUCAUCUACCUGUCGUGUCUUCAGACGCUGUUAGUUUUUCCUCUAGGACGCCAAGCCAUGAAAUGUUUGGCGAUCAUUACAAUCCCUUUAUUGAUUCAAGCUCUUCCGUUGCAACCAAUUAUGAACAGAGAGUUCGGAUAGAGCAGUUUGUCUCAGACUCCUUCUGCGGCCCGGCGUCUUACCCUAACGCCCCUCUCUUCCACCCCGAGCCCUCCGCUGUAGCUGGCCUAUUUGGAGGGUUCACUUCGUCCCAAGCCCCUCAACCACAGACCUCAGCGGGCCUCAACGUCGACUUCGAGUCGGUGUUCGGCGUUCAGUCGGCCUCCGCCAACGCCGCGGACUCGGCCGACGUUUUAGGGGGCAUCCUGAAACCCACAGUGACGUCCCUCGGCCAGGGCGUGGCCCCCGGCGCUCAGCACCCGGGGAAGUUGGUGUCGGACGACCUGGACUCUUCCCUGGCCAACCUCGUGGGCAGUCUGGGAAUUGGAAACGGCACAACGAAAAAUGACAUCCAUUGGACUCAGCCUGGAGAGAAGAGGUUAACAGGAGGGAAUAACUGGCAACCCAAGGUUGGCCCGACUACAACCUGGAACCCUGCCACCAUGGCCCCCUCUGUCAUGGCCUUCCCCGCCACCACGCCCACGGGGAUGAUGGGAUACGCCAUGGCUCCACAGAUGGGCUCUAUGAUGACACAGCCCACCAUGGUUUACACACAGCCCGUCAUGAGAGCUCCCAACCCCUUCAGCUCAGUCUCUGGAGCACAGCCCUCGGCAGCCUCUAGCCCCUCCAGUCAGAGCCCCCUCAGAGCUCCGGGUCAGGACCCCUUUGCUCAGCUCUCUCUCAAGGAUUUCUUGUAGAGCGUCAGUCAUUAGAUGCAGUUCAUGUAAUCUGAAGGGCCCCCUGCCUGCUUCCAGUGGACCCACGUUCCCGAUCAGCAAAAAUAAAAACCUUCUCCUUUAAGCAAGAUCCACUUUGCUGAUUCGCUCUCCCAGCAAGGAUGUCAACACCAAUGAGGACACUCGAAGGAACCCGAGGCGAGGAGAGGGCGUGGUUGCUCUCAGCAUCUGUUUUUGUAAUUUGUUAAAACAGGUUAACGGCGUGAACUACUGUUAUGACCACUAGAGGGAGCCCUUAUCCCAUUUUACGUGUGUAAAGCUAGACAAUGGGGUCCGAGAGACUUGGCUAACUGUACCGGAUAGCGAAAACGUUGUAGCUGAUUUUGACAGCAUGAUGGUUGCUUAGGUGUCAGGUGGUGGCGUUUUGAGAGAGGAAAGCGGUCGACUCUUGAUUUGAUCACCGGUCAUACGUUUUAUCGCCCACUAGCAAUGCUAACCACAGGUUUAUAACCGUUUUUAUUUGCCAUUUUUUUAACCAUGUGUUAUGUUUGCAGUAGACAUUCCUCGUGUAUUGUUUGUAUUUAUUUAUGAUGAUUCAAGACAGGGUUAAAAAUGCUU